Molecule: messenger RNA, 2229 nt
Organism: Ornithorhynchus anatinus (platypus)
Lineage: Eukaryota; Metazoa; Chordata; Mammalia; Monotremata; Ornithorhynchidae
Product: PDZ and LIM domain protein 5
Exons: 9
Coding region: 151-1167 (338 amino acids)
Biological process (GO): muscle structure development; heart development; actin cytoskeleton organization
Cellular component (GO): stress fiber; adherens junction; filamentous actin
Molecular function (GO): muscle alpha-actinin binding; actin binding
Source: RefSeq, a predicted model, not a curated record
AGACGAGGCCGCGCCGGAGCCGCCCCGGGACCCACUUGUCCCCGCCGCCGUGUGCGCGCAGCCGGGGGCCGCAACGCACCGCGCAGCACCGCACCGCUUCCUCCGGAGGCACUCUGAUUACGUGGAAUUAGACGUUGAAUCGAAAGAAUCAUGAGCAACUAUAAUGUGUCCUUGGUUGGCCCGGCUCCCUGGGGCUUUAGACUUCAAGGUGGCAAAGAUUUCAACAUGCCUCUGACCAUCUCAAGCCUUAAAGAUGGUGGCAAGGCGUCUCAAGCGAACGUGAGAAUAGGCGAUGUGGUCGUCAGCGUUGAUGGGAUAAAUGCUGACGGCAUGACCCAUCUUGAAGCCCAGAACAAAAUCAAGAGCUGCACAGGUUCCCUGAACUUGACUCUGCAGAGAGCACCCACUGCCCCAAAGCCAGAUCCUGUUCCAAUCCAGAAGGGGGAGCCGAAGGAAAUAGUUAAGCCAGUGCCCAUCACAUCUCCUGCUCUGUCCAAACCCACCGCCAACGUGGCUUACAAUAAGGUGCCCCGGCCGUUCGGGGCCGUGGUGGCCCCCAAAGUCACAUCCAUCCCAUCGCCAUCGUCCGCCUUCACCCCAGCCCCCGCGACGGUCUCAUCCCACACUUCACCUCCCCCCUUCGCUGCGCCUGGACUGCAUGCCACCCCCAGACCCGGGGCCGACCCACGGCCCCCCGCCUCUGCCGUGGCCUCUAACACCGCAGUUCCUGUCCCACGGCAGCCCACCACUUACGGCGCCACCACCGGCAUGCCCUCUGACGCUGGCCCGGAGGGAGCGGAGGGUCAAGGAAGAGGAACCCAGUGGGCCGCUAAGCAGCAAAAUGGGAAAACCCCUCCUAAACGCCCACCCAGGAAGCACAUUGUGGAGCGGUACACAGAGUUUCAUCACACCCCCACUCCGAGCGACGCAAGUAAGAAGAGAUUGAUUGAGGACACGGAAGACUGGCAUCCGAGGACGGGAACCACUCAGUCUCGCUCGUUCCGAAUCCUGGCCCAGAUCACCGGCACCGAGCACUUGAAAGAAUCGGAAGCUGAUAAUACAAAGAAAACCAAGGAAAAGGUUCCCCUUCACGUCUUUACUCCCAAAUACACAAAAUUACGUGAUUGGCACCAUGAAGUUUCAGCACGUGCCCUUAACGUUCAAUGAGCUGCCACAGCCCGCUCCACCUACGAAACACACCUUUUUGUCUCUUCUCUUUUUUUCAACUGCUUUGCAAUACCUGCCUUUAAUUUGCCUUGCGUUACAGUAGUCUUUUCUAUACUUUUCUAACACUUUCCAACCGAUGUAUAAAGAAUGAGGUUUACUUGUUUCACACUAAUUGGUAGUUAACAAGCAUUCAAAUCCAAAGGAAAUUAUUCUCUCUGCGUGGGUGGAUUUGUUUUUAUGGCCAUCUGACGUACACCCCAAGAAAAGGUUCAUUUUGAUUUUGAGUGUUAGACGGAAGAGGAGAAGGAGCAAAAAAGCAUUGCUCCUCAUUUGGGAGGGGACUUACUUCCCACGACAGUAAUUCUGAGAAUUGUUCUGGAAGUUUGCCACAAUUUCAGCAGGGAUGUUUAGAUGGGAUUGAACAUCAUGGAAAAAGUAUAGAAGUGGGAUAGAGAUGAAAGCCCAAAGGAGGCUACUGGAUUUUUAAGUUUGAUACUUUUCUCACACAUUAAGAUCUCCUCCAAACUUAUUAGGGUGAGAAAAUACGGAGGGUCCCUGGGAGAAGAUAUGAGGGAGCCCCAGAGCCCGAAACAGGAAGUCGAUUCUCAAUGCUUUGCUUCCCAUCUUCUUUUCUCAAUCACCACUCGAGGAAGCAAGUAGCUUUGGCAUGUUUGAGUAGAAUCGAAGGGUUGUGUUCUACCAAAAGGGGUGUUUUUCAGCCGAUGGAUGUGUAAUGCUUUAGCAAGUUUCCACUUAUAGCUAAAGGUGAUACAGAUUCUUAACGAGAUACCAAUUUUUAAAGAGAUGCAGAUUACUUGAUUAAAUAAAAGAAUGAUCAAAUUGUGGUCCCAAGGGAAAAAACCAGGUGAGGUCUUUGACACGGGGAUGUUUAUUACUUCUGAGAUUGCUCCUCCAGAAAGGCCACUGCGUUGGUAUUUAUAGAUACUAAUAAUACUACUUACCAUCCUGUAAUAUAAUGUAUUAUAGUAGUUCUAUAUUCCAUAAGAGAUAUGCUUUUGGAAGUUUGAAAAGUGUUUUAAUAAAAUUGCUUAUAACAUAGUU